AUGACUGUCUCACUCAAAAAACAACAAAAAAUUAUCUCUGGUUUAUCUGAAACCGUAAAACAUCUUGGUUAUGACAUUCGUGAAGUUCGAGAUGGGGUCGCGAGAAGUAGUAAUGCGGGAUCUGGUACAUCCAAAACGCCUCAAAAUUAUACUGGCAUCAUUUUCGAACUGUGGGAAGAAAUUGAUACAUUAUUCAAUGAGAAAAAGCGUGUCGAAAAGCAGUCCAUGGCAAGGCUAUACCCCAAGACAUUGGAUGCAUUAAAGUUAUGGGUAUCGAAACAGAAUGAGGUGAUAGAUACUGAACCGGAAAGUGAGGAGGAAGAAGAAAUAAAUCACGAUAGCUAA
This is a messenger RNA of Ambispora gerdemannii, 345 nucleotides long. Lineage: Eukaryota; Fungi; Glomeromycota; Glomeromycetes; Archaeosporales; Ambisporaceae. The record is from the annotation of a GenBank genome assembly.